AUGGACGAAAUCCGUAAAGAAUUAACCAGCCUCAAAUGUAUCGUUUGCCAAAGAUACCUUUCUGUUCCUCCAAUAUACUACACACCUUCUGGUGAUUAUCGUUGUGGACGAUGUUCCUUUGUCAAGGAGAAUUUAAGCUUCAGAGCAGAACUGUAUGAGAAGAUGGCACAAUGUGUGAAUUUUCCUUGUAUUUACCAAGACUGUGAAGCUGAAACACCUUGGAAAGAUGUUCCUGAUCAUGAAACAAUUUGCCCCAAACAAAUGAUCCACUGUCCUUUUGCAUGUGAUGCUGAAGUUGAUGUAAAAGGUCUUGUACAUCAUUUCAAUUUGGUACAUGAAAGUCUCAAACUCACCAAAAGAAAUUUAGCCAAAGAGAGUGUGUUGAAGGAGGGUGAAAAGGUAAAGCUGUUCUAUAUUGUAAGUGAAGGAGAACCAUUUGUGGUUAUGUUCUUACCUGGUAAUGGUGAGUUCAAAUUUGGAAGUACUGGCACAAAAACAUCAAAUGCAAAUAAUGCAGUUCCAGCAACUACAACUUUAUCCUUUAAAGACCAACUAAUAUCAAACAUGGAAAGGAUAGGUGCUCAAAGUGCUUCAACUGCAAAUACAGCACCUUCAUCAGUUAAAAACUCAUUAGCUUCUGUGCCAAUCAAUCCAUCUUAUGUACCAGGUCCCACAUUUGGAAAUAAUCUAUUUUCUGGGGCAGGUCCAGUUAGAAAUAAGACAGUUCAACCUACUUCAGCCUUUGGAAAUAAAUCAUCUGCUGCAACAUCCAUUUUUGGAACAAAUCAACCAACAACUACUCCAAGAUUUGUUAAUCUAACACCCCCAUCUCCAGUUUUUUCAAAUACCUCAUCUACAGAAUCAACAAAUUCUGCCCAACCAACCAGUUCCAGUUGCCUUAACCAGGCACCUUCAACACCCAAACAAAGUGGAUUGAGUGUCUUCUCAUUAUUCCCAAGCAAACCUUAUACUUCAUACACUUUAACUUUCACUUCAGAUUGUUGGAAAGUAGACAUCAGAGAUCAAAGAGUGGAACCUUUCAUAACUAAAGAGCACUGCAGAAAGUGCUGGUUCCAGACCUGUAAAAAUGAGUUGCACAAACCUUAUUCCAUUCAGGUGGAUCUCAAUGAAUUUGUGAUCACAAAGUUCAAAUCAGGCACAUUGUCCAGGCUAUUCCAAACAAACAAUGUCACAUUUAACAUAACUGUUCACAAUAAACCUACAGUAGAUGAAAAGGAGAAGGGUCCCUAUGUGGAACUUUCCAGAAAUGUACAGAGAGCCUUGGAAUGUCCCAUUUGCACCAACAUAAUGGUUCCUCCUAUUUUUGUUUGUGCCACAGGACAUACAAUUUGCACCAUAUGUAAAUCAUUGUUGACAGAGUGUCCCACUUGCAAAGCUGCUUAUACUGGUACAAGAAGCUUUGCAUUGGAAGAGUUGUAUGAAAACAGUAGGCUCAUGUGCUCUUCAUCUAAUGAGAACAAUGUUUGUGAUUUUACUGGUGAUGUGGAUGAAAUUAGUAAGCAUGACAAAUGCCAUGAAACUCAAGACUAA
Molecule: messenger RNA, 1551 nt
Organism: Phaedon cochleariae (mustard beetle)
Lineage: Eukaryota; Metazoa; Arthropoda; Insecta; Coleoptera; Chrysomelidae
Source: the annotation of a GenBank genome assembly